AUCCAUUUCCUCUCUCUCUCUCUCUCUGGCACUGUAACCCCAUUUCCUCAGCAGUUACAAUAUCGGUACCUCCAUCUACAACUGGCACUCAUAUGUCUACCUGUCUCUUGUCUUGUCUGCCUCCAUGUUCAUAUAGGUGAUGGGAGGCCAUUUCCAUCCAAUCAUGACAGGGAAUUCCAGCAACAUCAGUCUUGACAACGCUACCCUGUCGAUGCUUCAGGAUGUGAACACCAGCAUUGCCACCUCUGUCAUCUACAUGAUAGUCACUGCCAUUAACCUGGUAGGAAAUGGCCUUUCCAUGUGGCUUCUCCUCUUCCGUACCUCCCCCAAGACUCCCUCCAUCAUCUUCAUGAUUAAUCUCACCCUCACCGACUUGGCCCUUGGCGCUGCCCUGCCCUUUCAGAUCGUCUAUCAGCUCAAAGGAUACCACUGGAAUCUGGGACCCAAGAUGUGCAGUUUACUGACCCUCGUCUUCUACACCAAUAUGUACUGUUCCAUCCUGACCAUGAUGGCCAUUGGAAUUGACCGCUACCUGGGCAUCGUCAGGCCUAUGCUGUUCAGGGAGACCAGGGAGAAGAAGUCCAUCGCUGUCAUCAGCUGCCUUCUCAUGUGGGGUUUGGUCCUGAGCGUUCUGUAUCCACUGAUGACCACAGACCUGACCUUUCACAUUCCUAAACUCAGGAUUACCACAUGCUUUGAUGUGUUGAAGAAAGACAUGCUCCCGACCGUGUCAGCCUGGGCGGCCUUUCUCUUCAGCAUGGUGUUUGUCCUCUUCCUCUUCCCUUUCUGUGUCACGACAUUCUGUUAUGUCAGUGUCAUACGCAAACUGGCCAGAGAUUCCAAGACCGCCCAGAAAGAGAAAGCAAUACGUCUGGCUAUCAUUGUUCUCCUGGUCUUCACCCUCUGCUUUGCUCCCAGCAACAUCCUCCUGUUCGCUCAUUCUGUGCUGAGACUCUUCUAUAAGCAGUCUCUCUACACGGCCUACAAACUCUCUCUCUCUUUCAGCUGCCUGAAUAGCUGCCUCGAUCCGUUCAUUUACUACUUUGCAUCCAAGGAUUUCCGACAAAAGCUGAGACAGAUAAUGAAUCUGCACAGCCUGAGUAGUGCGGACUCAAUGAAGAUGGAGCAUAAAGAGAGUUUGUACUCGGCACAUUACACUUUCGAGGAGAGAAAACAGCAAGGUGACACUGAUGCCACAGUAUGAUACAGCACAGCAUAGCGAGACGGAAUGAGAGAAAAAAGAAAAAAGAGUAAAAGAGACAUGAGAAAGGCAGUGAGAGAAAGAUAGUGUGUGUUAAGUGUUGCCCUGAGUGUGUCAAGACCUUACAAUGUCUUUGGGUCAAAUUUCAAAAACAGUUUACUUCAGUUUUAUUAUGUGCACCACAGAACAAAUGAACAUGGACAGCAGCUGAGUCUCUUUGCAAACUUAAUCAUUAUUCUUGCAUUACCCUAUGUGUUAUUGAGUGAAAAAACAGUUAUUGUAUUUGUAUUUUAAUGUCUGCCACAAGCUUCAUAACAGUUAUUUUGACAAAAUAUAUAGCAUGCACCAAGUGUAGAUAAAAUGUGAAUGAAAUAUUUGUAUUAUAUAAUCCUUCUCUGCCCGAACAGUCGACUUUUUUGCAUUCUGAACAUUAUAUUUGUACAUAUCUCUGUAAAUCACUGUGUACUGUGUUUACCUAUGAAUGGGUGUAGGUGACCUUUUCACCUUAUGUAGCUGGAAAUUUGUCUGUUCUUAUUUUAAUUUUCUGUUUUCUUCUACUAAAAAAUAAAUGUAUUAUUAGUAUUCUUCUUA
Messenger RNA from Siniperca chuatsi (mandarin fish), 1792 nucleotides. RefSeq names its product P2Y receptor family member 8 (gene p2ry8). Gene Ontology annotation, cellular component: membrane. NCBI's taxonomy places the organism in Eukaryota, Metazoa, Chordata, Actinopteri, Centrarchiformes, Sinipercidae. The record is from RefSeq and is a predicted model, not a curated record. The transcript is spliced from 3 exons. The coding region runs from base 140 to 1204 and encodes 354 amino acids. Gene Ontology annotation, biological process: phospholipase C-activating G protein-coupled receptor signaling pathway; positive regulation of Rho protein signal transduction. Gene Ontology annotation, molecular function: G protein-coupled receptor activity.